AUGGCCUCCAAAGAGUCUGAUGUUGAGUCAGUGGAACUGGAUGAGGAGCUUAAGAGUCAGCAGCACAGCACCCAGUCCACAGAGAGUGCUUUGUCUCACAGGAUCAUCACCAGGAGCUCUGUGAAAACUGGCCAGGCUGAGUUGUUGAAAAACGACGAGGAAAUUUUGAAGAGCGAUUUUUAUGACAACGAAGAUGAGUACGACGACGAAAACAUAAACUUGAGGGCUUCCAGGAAGAGGAAGCUGUCCAAGGCAUUGAAGAAAAAGGAAAAAAAAACCAGAAUUGACCCUCUGAUGCAAGGCACAAAUGGUGGAUACGCAUGGGAAGCUGAGUUCAAAAAGCCCUGGGACAUCCUUCAAGAAGACGAUAGCUCCUUAGCUGGUGUGGUUUCUAACAUUGUUGAGGACCGGAAAAAGAGAAUAAUCAAAGAUGCCAAAUAUUUUCAAAGGGGGAUUAUACGUACCUUGAUUUUGAUCAUCGAUGGUUCCAAUUCAAUGUCGGAAAAGGAUUUAAGGCCCAACAGAUUUUCCUUGACAAUUCAAUACUCAAUUGAUUUCAUAAAGGAAUUCUUUGAUCAAAAUCCUAUAUCUCAAUUGGGAGUUUUGAUGAUGAGAGAUGGUGUAUCUACUUUGGUCUCUGAAUUGAGUGGCAAUGCCUCAGAUCAUAUAUUAGCAUUGAAAAAUUUGAAAAAAACUGACGGUGAACCAAGAGGUGAUGCUUCAUUGCAAAAUGCAUUGGAAAUGUCCAGAGGGUUUUUAUUACAUAUAACCAAUCACUGCACACGAGAGGUUUUAAUAAUCUUUGGUUCAUUGCUAACCUUGGAUCCUGGUGAUAUAGAUAAAACCAUAUCUUCCUUAGUUAAAGAAAAAAUAAGGGUGAGGAUUAUUGGUUUAUCUGCUCAAGUCGCUAUUUGUGAAAAGAUUUGUAUGAUGACAAAUUAUAAUGAUAAAACCACUUAUAGUAUCAUAUUAAAUGAAAGUCAUUUCAAAGAAUUAUUGAUGAACAGUGUCACACCAUUGCCUAUAAAUGAUGAGAAUUCUGCUUCUUAUUCGUUGAUUAAAAUGGGAUUUCCCAAAAGAAUCUCUGAAAGUUUACCAUCUUUUUGCUCUUGUCAUUCCAGCUUAACAUUUGGUGGAUUUAUUUGUCCCAAUUGCCAUUCAAAGAUUUGUUCAUUACCGAAUAUUUGCCCUUGUUGUAAUUUAAUGUUAAUAUCAUCAAUCCAUUUAGCGAGAUCUUAUCAUCAUCUUUUUCCAUUAAAAAAUUUUGUUGAAGUGCCUUUAAGUUUAAAUUAUAAAACUAGGAGAUGUUUUGGUUGUAAAACAGGAUUUCCAAUGAAUAGAAUCAAUGAUUUAAAUAAAAGUUUAUUAAAAAAAUUUAAAACUUUACGGAGUUCAAGGUAUCAAUGUAAAGAUUGUAAAAAGGAAUUUUGUAUUGAUUGCGAUGUCUUAAUUCAUGAUACAAUGCACAUUUGUCCCGGAUGUGAAUUAUUCAAAAAUUAA
Molecule: messenger RNA, 1500 nt
Organism: Ascoidea rubescens DSM 1968
Lineage: Eukaryota; Fungi; Ascomycota; Saccharomycetes; Ascoideales; Ascoideaceae
Gene: SSL1
Product: TFIIH/NER complex subunit SSL1
Exons: 3
Coding region: 1-1500 (499 amino acids)
Biological process (GO): DNA-templated transcription; nucleotide-excision repair; regulation of transcription by RNA polymerase II
Cellular component (GO): transcription factor TFIIH core complex; transcription factor TFIIH holo complex
Molecular function (GO): zinc ion binding
Source: RefSeq, a predicted model, not a curated record